AUGUUUAUGAAGUUGGUUAAAGUACUUAUUCUGCAUUUGACGCUGCUAUGGUGCGUUGGUGAUGCUUUACACGGGGAACAACAUUAUUUUGAAUACUCAGAAGAUCCCUGGGAAACAGCCCAAAUCCUUUCAUCCAACAUGACAAGAAUAUUACAUCCUAAACUUACACCAAUGUUCAGCAAUAAUCCUUUUAUUGAUCCUGAAACAAAUUUUCUAAAAAUAGAGCUGCCUUAUGACUAUGAUCAGUCUGAGCAGGAAAUGGAAUACAUUAAACUUUGGGAUGCUCUUAGCUUGCAGCAGCGGCAGUUAUAUGACGCUGUUGAACAAUCUAGUAUCCUUUUCAACAAUUCUGAUGCAGCAUAUACAUUAUACAGAAUGCACCUAUAUGGGGAUUAUGGUAUUCCACAUAAUAAGACCCUAGCGUGGAAGUACUUACAAAUGUUUAAUGAGCUUACUGGAGGAUCUAAUAGCACAUCAUUGUUUGAUACAGCAGUAGCAUACAGCACGGGGCUAUUUGGUGAAAUACCAAUUGAUAAACCGAAAAGUUUAAUAUACUUUCAAAAAGCGAGUAUUUUGGGAGACAAGAAAGCUCAGUCGGCUUUAGCUUAUCGACGUCAUUCGGGCGUCGAUAUGCCAAUGGACUAUAAUAAAGCGUGUAUUAUGUAUCAAGAUCUAAUACAACGCUUGUGGAAUGAGCAUCCAAUAGAUUAUUGGUUAUUUUUGGACCAGUGGGAAGAAUUUUACUAUACCACAUUGAGUACGUAUUAUGGUGGGUUGCUUGGAAAACACAUCAGCAAGUCAAUGUCAGGUAGUGAGACAUUCAUCCCCCCUUACUGGUUUCAAAUAGGAUCAUUGUUUUACUCCGAAGAAGCAUCUGAAUUGGACGUCUGCACCUUGUAUAACGAAGCAGUACGUGGGUUCGUGGGUUCCCUUACGCAAUAUCCUGUACAUGAGGAGGUUCUUAAAAGGCUACUAAUGUUGUAUCGUACAUACAAAGAUCAAGUGGGUUUAGAUAUGGCAUCUCAGGGAUGCUAUGGAUGUGCAGUUGGAUUGUUGGGGCAUAUGUUUCUUCAUGGAUACGGAAUGGAAAGUCGUGACUUGAUACUGGCCGAGAAGUUUCUCCAAGAAUCUGCUCAAAUAAAUAGUGUCUGUGGGGUACAUGCCGUUACAGAACUGGGUCUAAUAAAACAAUAUAUUUACGGAGAUCUUCCAGCAGCAAAGCUAUGGUACGAUAAAUUGCCGACUGAAAGUUACAAGUUACUCUUUACCGCGUUAAGUGAAGACGAGCCUUCUGACCCCGAGAAGGAACUUCCAGUCAAGAAUAAGCUGCACUUUAUACCUUGGGCAGUUUAUGUGGUUAUCUUUCAAGGUUCCAUUCCAUCUGAAAAAUUUUUCGUUAAUCGUUAUGGAUACAUAGUUGAAAUGAUGAUGCAAACUGCCGAUCUUAAAGAUGCUUUUAUGAGUGUACUCCUGGGAAAUUUCGAAGUAGCAUUAUUCCAGUACGCUCGAUUAGCAGAGCAAGGUUAUUCUUCUGCAAUGGAGGCUGUCGCAUACUUAUUAUAUCGCCCACCAACCUUAUUCAAACCCGCCCCUGUCAUCCCUAAAGAGCGUCUUGAAGCCGCUCUCGUCUUCUAUGAAAGAGCAAUGCAGCACUACAACCCUGAUGCAGGCUUAGUAGCGGGCGAUAUUUACUUUAGGAACGGUGAUUAUAAGAAGGCUGCUGACUUAUAUUUAUACGUUAAUAAUGGGGACUUUGGAGGAGCUCAAAGUAGUUGGAAUCUCGGCUAUAUGUAUGAACAUGGCCUUGGAGUUAUGAAAAAUUUUGACUUGGCAAAAAGAUAUUAUGAAGCAGCUGUGAAUUCCUCUCCUCUCUUAUAUUUCAUUGUAAAACCCAUAAUAUUUAAAAUGGUUAUCAAGUCUUGGUUUGAGUCAAUCAGCUGGCUAAAGACUUGA
Eremothecium cymbalariae DBVPG#7215 is the source of this 1953-nucleotide messenger RNA. RefSeq names its product ubiquitin ligase complex subunit HRD3 (gene HRD3). The coding region runs from base 1 to 1953 and encodes 650 amino acids. Gene Ontology annotation, molecular function: protein binding. The transcript has a single exon. NCBI's taxonomy places the organism in Eukaryota, Fungi, Ascomycota, Saccharomycetes, Saccharomycetales, Saccharomycetaceae. The record is from RefSeq and is a predicted model, not a curated record.